AUGGAAAAGCUUGUCCUUGCACUGAUUCACGCGUCACGAAGGCUGCGCCGAUAUUUCGCCAAUCACGUCAUCCAUGUGUUAACAAAUUACAAUAUUGGGAAUAUCCUAGCAAGGCCAGAAGUAUCAGGAAGGUUGGCCAAAUGGGCAAUAGAGCUAGGGGGACACAACGUAGUCUUCAGACCACGACCGUCGAUCAAAGGCCAAGUUUUGGCAGACUUCAUGACGGAAGUCCCGGAUGACAAAGACAGAGAGUGUAAGGCGAUGGAGAAGGCUGAGAAAAAACAAACCGAAGAACCAUGGCUGCUGUAUACAGACGGCGCAUCCAACGAAGAUGGGGCAGGCGCGGGGCUACGGCUAGUAAGCCCUGACAAACACGAGUUCACUUACGCCAUACGCCUAGACUUCAAGAGCACAAAUAACGAAGCCGAGUACGAAGCCUUUCUGGCCGGCCUGCGUUUGGCAAUCAAAAUGGGAGUUCGACACAUCGAAGCACAUGUGGACUCCAUGUUAGUAGCAGGCCAAAUCAAUGGUCAAUACGAAGCCAAGGGCGACAUAAUGGCACUCUAUCUCAACCAAGCAAAGACGUUGCUGCAAACCUUCUAUUCUUACAAGGUACACCACAUAAACCGCAGCGAAAACAAGCCGGCAGACGCCUUAAGCAAGCUUGCGUCAACAAGCUUCCAGCACCUAGCCAAAGACGUGCGCAUAGAAGUUUUAAGCAACCCAUCUGUUCCACUCAGAGAAGUCAGCGUCAUCCAAACGGGAACCACGUCCUGGAUGACACCCAUAAUCAUGUACUUACAAUCCGGGAUACUUCCAGAAAAUAAAGCUGAGGCGCGGAAAAUCCAGUAUAAAUCAGAACAUUAUCAGAUGGCAGACGGGAUAUUGUACCGAAAGUCAUAUCUCGGCCCGCUGCUAAGAUGUGUUGACACCGACGACGCCAAUUAUCUGAUCCGGGAAGUACAUGAAGGCAUCUGCGGUAUCCACGCCGGGCCACGCAUGGUAGUGGCAAAACAAUGGGGCAUAGACAUGGUGGGCCCUUUCCCAGAAGCUCCGGGGGCAGUCAAGUUCAUCAUCGUCGCGGUCGAUUACUUCACCAAGUGGGUGGAAGCAAAAGCACUUGCGUCAACCACAUCGGCAGUCGUUAAACGAUUCAUCUGGGAACAAAUCAUAUGCCGGUUCGGCCUGCCACUCCGAAUCAUCACCGACAAUGGUACAAACUUUGCAGCAGAUGAUCUCGAACGAUGGUUCAAGGAACUAAACAUUGAACAUACCUUCUCGUCGGUCGCACAUCCGCAAGGGAAUGGUCAAGUUGAAGCGGUCAACAAGAGCAUCGUCGAUGGCAUCAAAGCGAGGCUCGGAGAAAAAAGACGAGGGUGGGUCGAUGAGCUACCUAGCAUAUUAUGGGCCCAUAGAACAAUGCCCAAAACAAGCAACGGAGAAACACCUUUCAGCUUGGCCGGAAACUUCUAA
This is a messenger RNA of Helianthus annuus (common sunflower), 1473 nucleotides long. RefSeq lists its product as uncharacterized. The record is from RefSeq and is a predicted model, not a curated record. Gene Ontology annotation, molecular function: nucleic acid binding; RNA-DNA hybrid ribonuclease activity. The coding region runs from base 1 to 1473 and encodes 490 amino acids. The transcript has 3 exons. Gene Ontology annotation, biological process: DNA integration. NCBI's taxonomy places the organism in Eukaryota, Viridiplantae, Streptophyta, Magnoliopsida, Asterales, Asteraceae.